Molecule: messenger RNA, 2266 nt
Organism: Choloepus didactylus (southern two-toed sloth)
Lineage: Eukaryota; Metazoa; Chordata; Mammalia; Pilosa; Megalonychidae
Gene: CNTD1
Product: cyclin N-terminal domain containing 1
Exons: 7
Coding region: 171-1166 (331 amino acids)
Biological process (GO): reciprocal meiotic recombination
Cellular component (GO): site of double-strand break
Source: RefSeq, a predicted model, not a curated record
UUGAGGCUGUGGUGGGAAGUUGGGUGGAUUUUUCCUCAGACUUGAGGCGAGGACAGGCACAUUAGAAGGGAAAGAGGAAUCCAGGAUGAGACAGAAGACUCUGGAAUGAAGUUAAGGGACCGACUUACGGAUCCCUUGAGCAGUCUAGGUGCCCAAAAAGGGUUCCAGAAAUGAACGGACCCGGGAGGCCGAGAGUGGGCUCCGUCAGUGACUUUCAGUUUGGAGCUGUUGCCACAGAGACGAUAGAAGAUGCUCUGCUCCACCUGGCCCAGCAGAACGAACAAGCAGUGCAGGAAGCCGCGGGACGGAUGGGCAACUUCAGGGAGACCCGGAUUGUGGAGUUUAUUUUUCUCCUGGCUGAACAAUGGUGUCUGGAGAAAUCUGUGAGCUACCAGGCUGUAGAAAUCCUAGAAAGGUUUAUGGUUAAGCAGGCAGAGAACAUCUGCAGGCAAGCCACACUUCAGCUGAGAAAUAAUGAGAAAACAGAGCCUCAGAAUUGGAGGGCUCUGAAAGAGCAGCUUUGCAACAAGUUUACCCUGCAUCUUGUAUCAUGUGUUCAGCUGGCUAGCAAACUUUCCUUCCACUACAAAAUAAUCAGCAACAUUACAGUCCUGAAUUUCCUCCAGGCUCUAGGGUAUCUAUACACUAAAGAAGAACUGCUGGAGUCAGAGCUUGAUGUUUUGAAGUCCCUGAAUUUCCAAAUCAAUCUGCCCACUCCCUUGGCAUAUGUGGAGAUGCUCCUGGAGGUUUUAGGAUACAAUGGCUGUUUGGUCCCAGCCACACAGCUGCACUCAACCUGCCUGACACUGCUUGACCUGGUGUAUCUUCUGCAUGAACCCAUAUAUGAGAGCCUGCUGAGGGCUUCAAUUGAGAACUCCACACCCAGUCAGCUGCAAGGGGAAAAGUUUAUUUCAGUGAAGGAAGACUUCAUGCUCUUGGCAGUAGGAAUCAUUGCAGCAAGUGCUUUCAUCCGAAACCAUGAGUGUUGGAGCCAGGUUGUGGGGCAUUUGCAGAGCAUCACUGGCAUUGCUUUGGAGAGCAUUGCUGAGUUCUCUUAUGCAAUCCUGACUCACAGCGUGGGAGCUAACACUCCAGGGCAACAGCAGCCUGCUCCUCCCCACCUGGCAGCCAGAGCUCUGAGGGCUGCUGCGUCCUCCAACACAUGAGGCAGGAUGAAUCCGCCAAAUAUAAACAGACUUCCAUCACUGCACGCAUCCCUCCCCUUGUUUACGUUCACUACUCAGGGUACAAAAGCUCCAAGAAUCUUUUGAACUGUAGUUUAUGUUCCAAUUCAGGCUUAUUUUUCUGUAUCAGAGAAAGAGUUAAGGUGGACAAGCAUGUAGUUUUUGUUGUACCAGAAUGAAAAUAUCUGAGAGUUGGGAGGAGACAGAAUAUUAGUGAAGUUGGUUCAUUUCAUUUUAUAAGAUAUUUAUGGCUUUUCUUUAACUGUUAAUUUCAUUAAGAGAGAACAUCAGACAUAGAGAUUAGUAUUAAGCAAGGGCUCAAAAACCCAGACCAUCUGGGUGACCUAGACUGAGCAUCAGGAGGGGACCUUUAUUUUCCUUUAAAGUUAGUUUAACAUCUCCGUUCUGUUAUUGAAAUUUACACAAAUAGGGCUUCCUCUGUAGCUGCCUAUUUUCACUAGAGUUUUGUUUUUAAACAAAAACUAAAACAAACCCUCUCUAAACAUGUUUCAACAGAAUUUCCACGUAGCUGCACUUGUACUCAGCUCUCCCAGAAUAUAAAGUACUUUAUUUUAGUUAAAGAAAAACCCAAGAAUGCACUUCUUGGCAGUUAUCAGACUGCAGCAAAUAUUUUAUUACAAAUAAUUAAAUCUCUCCAUAAUGACUCAAACAGUAUCAGACACCAUCUCAUAUCUCUAACACAGAGCAGAGUAGGCGUUCAAUACUAGAGUCGAGAAGUGUUAAGUUUCAAGCUUCUGAUCAUAUCACGUGGUGACCAGGCAAAGCUUAUAUGUCAUUUUCCCACAUUUUCCAACUGUUGUGUCUCACACAUCUCACUCAUCCCAGUGGAGACAAAAGUUUGUUUUUCAUACUGUAAAUGCAGGAAGUUGAAAGAGAUAAAGUCCAGUGAAAACACAUUGAUUUCAAUUCAACUCUUAGUUAAAAAACAAACUUAAACUCGUUGUUUUGAGGGAAAGGAGGGAGAGGAAGGCACGGGACUAAGAGUCACAACCAUGACAUGGCAUGUUGUACCUCUGGAAACGACUUAUAUUAUGAUAUUUUAAAUAAAGUGUUUUUUGUUU